CGCAAGGUUGAACGUUUCCUGGAAGCCCCCGGUGAAUCCACCCCACCCGAUGGUCCCACCAGCCGGGCCAUCGCCCUGGUCAACUGCUGCCCCCCCUUCAGGACCUUCGCCGAGCGCCUGGCGCAGUUUGGGCACCCGGAGAGCGAGGAGCUGCGGCGACAGGCGCACGGCGCCCUGGACAAGGUGACGCGGCUCUGCAACCACGUCCUCACCCAACGGCUCUUCGAGGACCUCAAGCCCUACUUCAACAAGCUGAUGAAGCGCAAGUGGCUGACGAGCUCCGACGCCUUUGACACCAUCGUCAUGAUCAUCACCAGCUUCACCCAGAAGCUUCGUCCUCUCCUCCCUGAACCCUACCAGGUGCUGGUGAGCGAGGUCCAUCGCCGGGUCCUCAUUGAGUACGUCCGCCCAUUGCUCCAGGUCCGCUUGGUCUGCACCUCGGCCAAGAUGCGCUCCAGGGUGGCAGCUCGUUUGGGUGAUGAAGCUCGUCAGCUCCGGGAGCUCUUCAACCGUCUG
Antrostomus carolinensis (chuck-will's-widow) is the source of this 516-nucleotide messenger RNA. RefSeq names its product exocyst complex component 3 like 2 (gene EXOC3L2). The transcript has 4 exons. Gene Ontology annotation, cellular component: exocyst. The record is from RefSeq and is a predicted model, not a curated record. Gene Ontology annotation, molecular function: SNARE binding. The annotation marks the transcript as partial. NCBI's taxonomy places the organism in Eukaryota, Metazoa, Chordata, Aves, Caprimulgiformes, Caprimulgidae. Gene Ontology annotation, biological process: exocyst localization; exocytosis.